Molecule: messenger RNA, 296 nt
Organism: Funneliformis caledonium
Lineage: Eukaryota; Fungi; Glomeromycota; Glomeromycetes; Glomerales; Glomeraceae
Source: the annotation of a GenBank genome assembly
UUCUCAAUAAAAAUGGCUUCUACAAAUAUUGUCAACUUAGAGAAGUGACUUCUAGAAAUGAUUGUGAGAUCGGUCAAUUGAAAUAUCAGCUUACAGAAUACUAUUAUAAUAUUAAUCAGUUAAAGGAUGUGAUUGCAAGGCUUGAUAAUAAGACAUUUUCGAUUACAAAUUCUAUUUAUAAGCAGGAUAUUGGUGAAGAGGAUACUGGUUUUAGAAUCAUAGGUAAUGCUAGAGAAAGAGGCAUUUCUGGCUCUGAUAAUAUCAGUGAUAAUGAUAGUAGCGAUUGCAAAGUCUAA